Molecule: messenger RNA, 1785 nt
Organism: Nicotiana tabacum (common tobacco)
Lineage: Eukaryota; Viridiplantae; Streptophyta; Magnoliopsida; Solanales; Solanaceae
Source: RefSeq, a predicted model, not a curated record
UUCUCUCAACGAAUUGAAACCCACUUCAGCCGUUAAUACUUUUCACAUACUUUGUGGGAAAGAAAAAACAGAGCAUUUCAGAAGCUGAUGGCCGGAAAAACAGGGUCUACGCCGGCGACAUAUUCGCCGUCUCCGGCAACGCGGAAGAAGAAGAGAACUCCCAUUGGUGAUGCUGAUUGGGUUCGCCCCGAUAAUCGUAGCUUCUACCAGUGCCGUUUGGGCCAAGGGAAAGUAAGAAGGCAAUGAUGUACAGUGAUACAGGACGCUUAAAUUGUAACAUUAGUUACACAACUUUUGCCACCCCUGAUCAUGGACAGGGAUCAGACAACACGGAGCUUUCCUCAAUGCUACAUAAAGCUUUAGAGGGUGCUAUAAUUCUGGAAUCCUUCCCAAAGACUACUGUGGAUGUUUUUGCUUUGGUAUUGGAAUCUGGUGGAAGUGAUCUCCCUGUGGUCAUAUCAUGUGCUAGUCUAGCUUUAGCAGAUGCAGGAAUUUUGCUGUAUGACUUGGUUGCCUCAGUUUCUGUGUCUUGUCUUGGAAAGAACCUCGUCAUUGAUCCCGUUUCUGAGGAAGAAAGCUACCAAGAUGGAAGCUUAAUGAUUACUUGUAUGCCUUCACGUAAUGAGGUCACUCAACUGUUUAUAACUGGAGAAUGGUCAACACCAAAGACUAAUGAGGCAAUGGAGCUAUGCCUUGGUGCUUGUUCCAAACUGUGUGAGGUUAUGAGAUCAUGUUUGAAAGAUGCUGUUACUGAUUCAAAAGAAUAGACCAUGGCAUUUCUUUGUGGAUCCUUUACUCUCUGGCAGUCAAAAUAUCCAUAGUCACAAGACGACUUCUCAAGACUGCACGCAUAUUUCCAGCACGCUUCUUGCCUCUCAAUUGAUAGAAGAUACCAGCAAGCUUCCAGUACCUUCAUUUGCAAAAGCAAAAUGGCUGCUUAUAUGUUAAUUUAUUUUUGGAGGGAGGAUUUCAGUUUCAUAAACAAACCAAUUUUCAUAAGACAUGAAAGGUUGUGACGCCUAUGAUGCGAGGACAGCUGGUGAGGGCGGGUCAAGGUGAAUGACUGGUAAGACUUAUAGGCUGGGAAGUUUUUGAAAAUGGGGUGCAUAUAAUACCAUAGGCAAAUCCCAUGUUGGAAAGGGAGGAGAAAGUGAAAUACUAUAUAAGACAAAGCACAAUUUCAUAUGGUGUGCAUACUUUCGGCUUGAUGUGGCAUAGCCAAAAAAUUGUGAGGUUUGUUGGCCAAAACAGACAAUAUGUACCAUGGUCUUGGACUGUGAGAAAGAUAAAUAUCAAGUGAACAGAAGCUCAGAAUUCACUUACAUGGCUUGCUAACAUGUAGAGCAUCAGGUUGUAAGUAGCUCCAGCUCCAGCCCAUGCUGUUUCUGUCACAACACCAUUUGAUCAUUUGUGAUGACAAUGGAAAAAAUGAUACUGAAUCGCCCCUUAAAUUAGGGAUAACAGCCCAAAUUAAUGCCUGAAAACAUGACAAAGCAAUAGAUUACUUUCAAACCUGUUCGAUUUCAUUCUACCAAGGAUAAUAACAAGUACACAUGUUUCUAGUGGCUAAAUUGUGGUAAAGGCAGAGCUGCAGUGAUAUCAAUAAAGGAACCGUUUCUCAAGUAUAUCUUAGUGCUACCUUUGAAGUAACAAGCUCUCCUCUCCCAAAUACUCGAGAAGAUUGAGCAACAUAAGCAGUUCUAAAUCGAAAAAGAUAUCAGCUAUUGUUCCAUCUAUGAAUUAUAGGUCCUCGGGGAUUUUCUACACCUGUUAUCCUUCUUAUCA